CAACCGUGGCGCCAUGAUGCCGCCAGUGACUCACUCGUGUUAAAAUUCUGGGAAUGUUGUUCUGCCGCUGUUUUCUUCACACAAGUUAACGCUGGUUUAGUUGUAGAGACCAGAAAAAAAGCAAAAGUCAUCAAGCUAUCCACACGGGCAGUUGUGAAUGGAGUGAGCGAACGUUUAGUGGCAUUCGUACCUCGCCCGCGCAACGCUGGCGGCUCCACCCCCGCUCACCAUGGAGAUUACGACACAGAACAGCCAGAUGGUGAACAUCGCCAACAGCACGCCAACGUCGGCCGACGCGUGCAUGAGCAUCGUGCAUUCGCUGAUGUGUCACCGCCAGGGCGGCGAGUCGGAGAGUUUCGCGAAGCGCGCCAUCGAGAGCCUCGUGAAGAAGCUGAAGGAGAAGCGUGACGAGCUGGACAGCCUCAUCACGGCGAUCACGACCAACGGCCAGCACCCGAGCAAGUGCGUGACGAUCCAGCGCACGCUAGAUGGACGCUUGCAGGUGGCCGGCAGGAAGGGCUUUCCGCACGUCGUGUACGCGCGGCUGUGGCGCUGGCCCGACCUGCACAAGAACGAGCUGAAGCACGUCAAGUUCUGCCAGUACGCGUUCGACCUGAAGUGCGAUAGCGUCUGCGUGAAUCCGUACCACUACGAGCGCGUCGUCUCGCCCGGCAUCGACCUGUCCGGUCUCACGCUGCAGCACACGUCGCCGCCGCAGCGUCUCGUCAAGGAUGAGUUUUCGCACGAGUGCGUCACGGUCGACGGCUCGCAGGCGGGUCCGCUCGGAAUGAUGAUGGACGCCGCUGGGCCAUCGACGUCCACCUCCACCGUGCAGCAUCCUCCGCAGCAGCAGCAGCAUCCUCCUCCUCCUCCUCUGCAGCAGCCGCCGCCGCCGCAGCAGCAGCAGCCGUCGUCACAGCAGCAGCAGCAGCAGCAGCAGCAGGCGGGUUUGUCGAGUAUCGAGCACUUCCCGAUCUCGUCGCCACCCGGCCCGAUGCUGUCACCAGGGCCUCUGACGGUUGUCUCACACUCCCAGUCAGGCGUGGGACCGGUUCACCAGCCUACCCCAUCUGCAGCAGGGUCACAGGGUCACCACAUCAACGCGCCCACCCCGCAGCCAGACGCGAUUGGUCCGCGACCGGAUGGCUUCACCCUUCCUCCCCAGGUCACACCCGGACCCCAGAGUCCUUCCAGCUUCAGUCAGUCUAGCAUCAUGUCGCCGCUGUCGCCCCUGUCGCCGCACUUCCAGCCUGUCGAAAGCUUCGGUGGCAUCAUGCAGCCCCCGAAGCCACUGCCGGCCCCGCAGCAGCAGCAGCAGCCGGCACCACCGCCGCCGGCACCCCCUGCGGUCCAGCCUGCGCAGUCCUCGCAGCAGCCACCACCGCCGCCUGCACAGCCACCGCAGCCGCCGCCAUCACAGCCACAGCAGCAGUGCGACAUGGCAAGCAUAACGUCGUCUGGACCCAUGUGGCCAUCGUCAGGGAGCAGUACUCCCUCCUACACGCAGAGUGUUCGAUCAACCCAACCCUAUUACUGGCAGCAGAACGAGAAUCAGCUGCACCACGACAUGAAUCUGCAGCGAUCGGUUUCGGCGCAUCCCAGCCGGCCUGAGUACUGGUGCACCAUUGCUUACUUUGAGCUGGACGUACAGGUUGGCGAGACGUUCAAAGUUCCAUCCAGUAUUCCGUCGGUGACCGUUGAUGGUUACGUCGAUCCAUCCAGCUUAGACAGAUUCUGCCUCGGUGCACUGUCCAACGUACAUCGCACUGAGCAGAGCGAGAAAGCCAGACUUCACAUAGGGAAGGGCGUUCAGCUGGAGUGUAGAGGCGAGGGAGACGUGUGGGUGCGGUGCCUGAGCGACCACAGCGUGUUCGUGCAGAGCUACUACCUGGACAGAGAGGCUGGCCGCGCGCCGGGAGACGCCGUGCACAAGAUCUACCCGAACGCUUUCAUCAAGGUGUUCGACCUUCGUCAGUGUCACCGACAGAUGCAGCAGCAGGCGGCGACCGCGCAGGCGGCGGCGGCAGCGCAGGCGGCGGCGGUUUCUGGCAACGUUCCUGGCCCAUCUAGUGUUGGCGGGAUCGCUCCAGCAAUCGGUAAGGGUCUGUCGGCGGCGGCAGGGAUCGGCGUCGACGACCUGCGGCGUCUGUGCAUCCUGCGGCUGAGCUUCGUGAAGGGCUGGGGCCCCGACUACCCGCGGCAGAGCAUCAAGCAGACGCCAUGUUGGGUCGAGAUACACCUGCACCGCGCGCUGCAGCUACUGGAUGAGGUGCUGCACACGAUGCCCAUCCACGGCCCGCGGCCCGUCGACUGAUAGGGGGCGCCGCUGCACGCACAGAUUUGUUGUGAAUAAGCAGAAGGGGGGUGGGCGAUCUUCGAGAGUAAACGGAAGACUUGUAAAGCUGGACGAGGGCUGAUGAAAAACAGCACCCUCUAGUGGCCAGCAGGAGGCGCGGGGGUCGCGUCCGACACCGGCGGUGACGACAAGGAGCAUGCGGCGACGAACCAAGAGAGCGUGGAUCGUCGUGCGGGGACAACGCAAGCGAGAUAUGACAACCAGCAGGUGAGGCCACGCGUGCUAGAACCGGCGACCCCUGGUGUUGACGGAGGGCGUGCACCUGUUAUCGCGCUUGCACGGUGAAUUUUUUGGCGUCAGGACGCGGCGUUCAAGUCGACGAUUAUUUUUUGUGUGGAUUACGACAAGUUUUUUCGACCGUCGGCUCGCGUACUGUGGUGGGGUUGCCGCGGAGUUGCUCCUCGGUCUGUCGUAACGCGACGUGGCGUUAUUGAAGAAUGAUGGAACAGGGUUUAUUAUUUUUUCUAAACUUACGGAUGGCGCCGCCACCGUCGUCGCAUACUUAAUUGCGUAUAAUUUAAAUUAUGAGAGAUGCCGAUGAUGAUUAUGAUGACGAUUUUUCGUGAUGAAUUUCGAUGGUGAAACGUCGUGCGCGCACAAGGGACAGUUUUGUAAAUAUGCGUCGUGUACAAUUUGAAUCGUGCCUAGUGGUUUUUUGUGGCUGUCGCACACACCUUAGCUUAAUUCUCGCGUGGUAGGUUGUACUGUAGAUUAGAACGGAAAUAGAUUUGAUGUUUAUAUACGUUUAUAACCGAGUAACCUAGUGUCCAAUCAUGACGGAGUAUGAAAUAUAGAUGCAUAAAUAAUCAACA
Messenger RNA from Priapulus caudatus, 3168 nucleotides. RefSeq names its product mothers against decapentaplegic homolog 4-like. The coding region runs from base 230 to 2314 and encodes 694 amino acids. Gene Ontology annotation, cellular component: heteromeric SMAD protein complex. Gene Ontology annotation, biological process: regulation of transcription by RNA polymerase II; transforming growth factor beta receptor signaling pathway; cell differentiation. The record is from RefSeq and is a predicted model, not a curated record. Gene Ontology annotation, molecular function: DNA-binding transcription factor activity, RNA polymerase II-specific; RNA polymerase II cis-regulatory region sequence-specific DNA binding; I-SMAD binding. The transcript is spliced from 15 exons. NCBI's taxonomy places the organism in Eukaryota, Metazoa, Priapulida, Priapulimorpha, Priapulimorphida, Priapulidae.